Molecule: messenger RNA, 6106 nt
Organism: Hemicordylus capensis (graceful crag lizard)
Lineage: Eukaryota; Metazoa; Chordata; Lepidosauria; Squamata; Cordylidae
Gene: ELMO3
Product: engulfment and cell motility 3
Exons: 21
Coding region: 446-2602 (718 amino acids)
Biological process (GO): actin filament organization; cell motility
Source: RefSeq, a predicted model, not a curated record
GUGACCAGCAGCCCCAACGUGGCCCCCCUGCAGCAGCAGCAGCCGCCGCUCCGAGGGGCAGAGGGUUGGGCCAACCUGCCGGGGCUCGUCUUCCCUGGCAGGCCCGCCUCGGCCGGAGGCGGCGGUGAUGGGCUGCGGCGCGCCUUCCCUCCGGGCGGCCAGAAGAGCGGCUGGCGCGGGCGGGCUCCGGACGCUCCCGCCCGCCGAGCCCUCCCCGGGGGCGGGACGCCCCUCCUUCCUCCCUCCCUCCCUCCCUCCUCCUCCUCCUCCGCACCCUGCUGGGGAGCCGAGCCACCGCCCCGGAAUUGCCGAGAGUGGAGCAGGAGGAGGCCCGUGGACGGUGCGAGCAGGAGAGCGCCGGGUCGCCCCUUCCUUGGCUCGUCCUCCUCCAGGGCCCCGGCUCGCAAAGAAACUGCUUUCAGGUGGGAGCGGAAGGAGCUGAACCAUGCCGCCCUCCAAGGAUGUUGUCAAAAUUGCUGUUCAGAUGAUGGGAGCGAUCCCUCAGCUCAUAGAACUCAACCAGGCCAAGCCAUUGUCUGCGGUUGUGAAAGAGGUUUGUGAUGCGUGGAACCUGAAUAACUCCGAGCGCUUUGCCCUGCAGUAUGUGGAUGGCCACAAGGCAUACAUCACUGAGUCGAACCGUGGAGAGAUCAAGAACGGUAGUAUCUUGCAACUGGCCACUGCUCCAGAUCAAGAGGCAGCGAAGCUACACAGUGGGAUUCAAAGCAACAACAUGGAUGUGAAGACGGACUCUUUGAAGAAGCUGGCGGAGAUCUCCCGGGAUGUCGCCUUUGCACAGGAGUUCAUUAGCCGGAAUGGCCUCAGCCAACUCUUCCUGAUUGUGGAAGCCGAUAACAAUGUAGGGGAGAUUCUAGCGCAUGCUCUGAAGGCCUUCAUGGAGCUGAUGGAGCACGACUUUGUUUCCUGGGAGUCUCUCAGUCCAGCCUUCAUCAAAAAGAUUAUAAGCUACGUCAAUGUGGUCCCAAUGGACACCUCCAUCCAGCAGAUUUCACUGGCCAUCUUGGAGAACAUGGUGCCCACCAGCCGCUCUCUCUUUGAGCUGGUCAAGCAUGAAGUGACCCUGAACCGCCUCAUUGUCCUUCUGAAAGCAAUGAAUCGGCAGCUCCAGCUGAAAGCCAUGGCUUUGCUCAUUGCUCUGCUCCUCAAUGCCAGCGAGCCAGAAAGGAAGGACAUGAUGGACUACCUAGGGGAGAAGAACCUCAGGCAAUUUAUCCACAAGAACAUUGUCCAUGCAUCGGAGCCCAUUGGUGAUGAGAUGGCCCAUUAUCUCUAUGUGCUGCAGUCGCUUACAUUGAACCUGCUGGAGCGGAGGAUGAGAACGCCCAUGGAUCCCUAUGCGCAGGAACAGAGGGAGCUCCUCCAGUCUCUUCGUCAUGUGGCCUUUGAGUCCGAGAACGAAUCUUCUGCUGGAGGCUUCAACACAGAGCGCCGACGCUCACUUUGUGCCAAGGAGUUCCGCAAGCUCGGCUUUAUGAACAAUAGUAACCCUGCAAUGGAUCUGCACCGGAUCCCUCCAGGCCUGCUUGCUCUGGACAGCAUGGUCUACUUCUCCCGUCACUUCGCAAGUGCCUAUAGCAGGUUCAUCCUUGAGAACAGCAGCCGAGAAGAUAAACAUGAGUGCCCGUUUGCCCGGGGUAGUGUUCAGCUCGCCUUCAUGCUCUGUGAGAUCCUUCACGUCGGGGAGUCGUGCUCCGAGACAGCCCAAGCUUUUUACCCCAUGUUCUUUGGCCAAGAACAUUUUUUCGAGGAGCUCUUCUGCAUCUGCAUUCAGCUGCUGAACAAGACCUGGAAGGAGAUGCGUGCGACGCAGGAAGAUUUUGACAAGGUGAUGCAGGUGGUCCGGGAGCAGAUCACCAGAACCCUAACCCUGCGGCCCACUUCGCUGGAGCUCUUCAAGAGCCGAGUGAAUGCCCUGAACUACAGCGAGAUCCUGCGUCUCCGGCAGACGGAACGGAUGCACCAGGAGGAGACCCUAGCUGCGCCAGUCCUGGAACUGAAGGAGAGGCUGAAACCUGAGCUGCUCAACCUGAUCCAGCAGCAAAGACUCCUGCAUCUUUCUGAGGGAACACUCUUUCGCAAAAUCAGCAGCCGACGCAGACAAGAUAAGCUUUGGUACUGCCGCCUUUCUCCCAACCACAAAUUUCUACACUACGGAGAUGUGGAAGAGGGUAUACAAAGCCCGCCUGUUGAGAGCCUGCCAGAGAAAGUUCCCGUGGCAGACAUGAAAGCAUUGCUUGUUGGCCGGGAAUGUCCACACACCAAGGAAAAGGGAUCUGGCAAACAGAACAAGGAUCUUCUGGACCUCGCCUUUUCUAUCAGCUAUGAUGUUGGGGAGCACCUGAAUUUCAUUGCUCCUACGCGGUACGAGUUCUGCCUGUGGACGGAUGGGUUGAAUGUGCUUCUGGGCCGAGAGAUGAUGAGCGAACGAACCCAGAGUGACCUGGACAUCUUGCUGUCAAUGGAGCUCAAGCUGCGACUGCUGGAUCUGGAGAACAUACCCAUCCCAGAUGCCCCACCGGUCAUCCCAAAGUCCCCCAGUAACCUAAACUUCUGCUAUGACUUCACCCAUAUAGAGCAGUAAGGGCCUCUUCUUUGGAGUAUAGGCUGCCCUUACUCACUUCUCACAGUCAGGAGUUCAGUUUGGGUGAUUGUCCAAACUAAAUCAGGAACACGCUGUGGACUUUUUGCACCCCAGUCUCCCUGGACCCCAUUUCUGGGCUCCCCCAAACCAUAGUAGGCCAUUAGGUCCCAAUCAGGCAGUCUAUGGUUGGUGAUGACUUGCAAACCCACUUCAAACUAUGGUUAGUGUUGACCAUAGCUUGCCUGGUUUGGACAUCAUGGCCAACCAUGGUUAUGGCAAACCAGGAAGAAAAAGGGAACGAGUGUGUGAGGCUGCAGCAGGUUCUCAACCCAACAAACUCAGCCUCCAUUUCGGUUUUUUGCUAAAUCCUAAUUUUGAAGCCAGGAAGCCUAACUUCUGUCACUGGACAUUUGCGUACAUAGAUUAGCCUAAAUUGCUUUCUUCCAGUGGCACUGUUUGGAAGCUCUCGGAAUUUGGGAUAGUUUCCCCAGAUUAUUUUGUCAAGGAUUAGAGAACAUUAGGGGAGAAAAUACGCCGUAGGGUCACAAGGAUGGAAGUUGUGCUCUGAGGAGGAAGAAAGCUGUCCCAACAUACUCACAUCCAUGGCUUUCUUGUAUCUAAGCCAGCAUUUGCAACAGUGAAAGGUGUGGAACGUUCCACCUUCUACAUAUCCCACAUUGGACUUUAGAGUCCUCAUUCCAUGACCUUUAGUAUAAUUGCAACCACACAGAUGCCUGGAUCUCAUGGGGAAAACAGUUGCUCUGUAUUUUACAUCUGGUCAAGGCCACCAAUGCAAAGAAGUUGUUUGAAUCAUGCAACUGAUCAUUCCUUAAUUUAAGAGAAUUAAGGAAGUUAGGGAAAUUUGUUGGAAUUCUGGCUGCUUCCACUGUGAGACUGGGAUGUUGAUGGCAGUUGGAGGUGUUAAGAACAGUUGCAAGGGACAGAAAUACCCCUGUGUUCAUAGGUUUCCUUACUGGUCUCAGCCUUAUUCUCGAUCCCAGCUUGCCAUUGGCAAUAAGAAUCUAAGAAGAACCCUUCUGAGGUUGCAUCUAGUCCAGCAUCCUAGUCUAGAAAUAGUCUACAUAAGAACCACCUCUCUGGAUCAGGCCUAGGGCCUAUCUAGCCUAUCUGGCCUAUCCCACAGUGGCCCACUAGAUGCAUUGGGAAAGCCACACAACCAGGAGAUGAAGGCAUGCCCCCUCUCCUAUUGCUCCCCUACAACUGGUAUUCAGAGGCCACCGACCUCUGAACUUGGGAAUAGCCAUUAUGGCUGAAGAUGAUGGGAGCUGUAGUCCAACAUCAUCUGGAGACCCAAAGUUGGGAACCCAGUUCUGCAAAACCCCAAGCAAGGCACUGGUUUAGUGUUUUGAAGGACAGAGUCCUUUCCCUAUGCUGCUCCAAGGAAGCCAAAGUUGAAAUUAGCAGGUCUUCCAUCAACGCUGCUUUGAUCUGACCCGGCAGCACAGCAAAUCACCAUAAAAAAUACACGCUUUUUAUUUUUUGAGUUCUGCUUGGCCUGGAUGCUGGCAAUCCUGCACCUGCCUUUGCUACAUUUUGCAAGGCAGAAAACUAGCACUUUGCAACAUGGUGGGCUCAGGUACGUUUCUGAUCUGCUGAAGCAACAAGAGACCUGGUGGGAUGAGACGCUUUGUUCAGAAUUGUAGCAUAAUAACCUGUCAGGGAUGUUUUUAAUGACAGCUGCCAGUCAGCUAUGGGAUAGGGAGGGGAACUUCCUUACCAAGGAUGCCCCUGCCAAGAAUUUAUGUUCUGGUAGGUUUCUAAAUUAGCACUUUGUGCCUACUUGGGGUGGCAGGGAAAUCUCUUAAAUGUGUCCAAAGUUUUCUUGAAAAUUUUGUAGUCUAUGGAGCUAGGCUUACAGAUUUUGUCCAUUGGUACCAUCUCGGGAGACUAAUGCUCAUAGAUUUUUUUGGCAAUGUCUGUCCCCCCAUAGGUGAAUGAAAAAUACCCAAAUGAUUUGGGCAAAAUUGCUGUCAUUUUUGCACAGUGGAAAGUGUUGGGUAACAAUGAACAAAUUAUUGUUUUGAGUAAUCCAUGGAGUAAUCUUUGGAGGACAUUCCUGCCAAGCUUCAUUUCCAUUCCUCUGACAACAUCGAUAAAACUUCAUAGUAGUUUUUGUGUUCUUAAAACUUUGGAAAGCGAUUAAAACACUAUUGCAGAUUUGGCCACUGCAGGCUUGAUGGUCAGGACAAUAAAAGCAUGAAACCACACUGAAAACUAAAGUACUCCAGUGCUAUCACGUGUUAAUCACAAUGAGCAGUGGUCCCCUGAGAUGGUAUCGACCACCUCAGUGGACUCAUGUACUUUUGGCUGGGUUCAGACAUAAUGCAAAACUAGAGAUUAGCGAAAACAUUGUACAGUGUUUUAAUGUCAGAACCUGAGCUUGUACAUCUGGAAGUUGAAAGGGUGUUGUUAGCACAAACCACAAAUCUGUGUUGUGUCUAAACCCAGUUCUCGAGGGAUGUUACUUGGUACUCGGGACCCAGGGCUGUGUGUGUUCCGUGCUUUAAAAAGAAUUCUAAAUUCAGAACCAAAAAUAAAAAAAGCCAGAGUACUGUGGCCGGCAUUAAUUACGCACAUAUUAAGUGACUUAUUUUGCAGUUUUUAUUGUUUCCCAUCAUUCAUUCUGCUUUGGCUAGUCAUGAGGAGAGGAAAAGGAGCUAUUUCGGGUACACAAGCCUUGUACUUAGCCAUGCUUUAGACUCCCUCUUCCCCACCCCGCUUGAGAUUUUACCGGACAUUGCCUAUGUACUUCCAAGCAUAUCUUCAUGAACAUGAGGGCUGGAAACUUUUUUUCUUUUUAAUUACAAAACUGAGAUUCUCAGGAAGCCAAAUAUGGUACACAGUGCCACAUUUUGCACUUUUGCUGUGCUUGAGCAAAAUCAUAGCAUAUGCACAGCUCUGCUUGUCCCCUCUUUGGUUGUGGUCGAAAGCUGACGUUCCUCAGCACGCUCAAAGCAGGAGCAAAGAAUGGAUGUUCGGCUUGGCUGAGUAGGGAGAUGGCAUCUCUGAUGAGGGCAGCCCCCUUCCUGCUAAUGGGCCCAUGGAGGUGGUUCUGUGGCACUUUAGGACUGUGCUGAAGCCUCCAUGAGCAACUACUUCCUUCCUCCUCUGUUGGCAGUUUUGAUGCUAAAUGUUUUGUUUUUGUGUGAAUUUUGAAAUUUUAUAGUGUGUGUUUUCCACGGCACAAUUUGCCCUCUUCAAAAACACUGAGUCCAUUGCACUGGAAUUAUCAUUUGCGCACUUCAUUACCCCUCUUUGUGUAAAUGGCUCUUUCAGCACUAUAGGUGUGCACUGACUAAUAGGAAACCUUCCCCCUUACGACCUAAUCCCUGCUCCCCCACCCCAGUACUUCUUCAAAAGGGACUUCCAGGACCCUCGGCUCUUUCCUGCUCAGGUGCUUCUACUGUAAAAUGUUCACUAUGGUACUGCCUCUGGCCAGAGGCCUUAACAAUAAUCAUCAAUAAAGGUCAUUAUCUUUACGGA